Molecule: messenger RNA, 2376 nt
Organism: Polypterus senegalus (gray bichir)
Lineage: Eukaryota; Metazoa; Chordata; Cladistia; Polypteriformes; Polypteridae
Gene: tbc1d23
Product: TBC1 domain family, member 23
Exons: 19
Coding region: 10-2112 (700 amino acids)
Biological process (GO): embryonic brain development; retrograde transport, endosome to Golgi
Cellular component (GO): trans-Golgi network
Source: RefSeq, a predicted model, not a curated record
UUGACGUGGAUGUCAGUAGCAAUGGCGGAGGCAGAAGAGCAAGUCCUCCAGGGCAGCUGGAACAGAGAUCUUUCCAAUGCUCUGGAGUCUAGUAGCUGUGAACUUGAAACAAUGCAGAAUGUCAUCCAAGAUCGAGAUCUACCUACUGAACAGAGAGUCAAAAUGUGGAAGAUUGCACUUAAUGUAGCAGGCAAAGGUGAUAGCCUAGCAUCAUGGGAUGGCAUCCUAGACUUACCAGAACAGAAUCUUAUUCAUGAUAAAUGCCAACAACUGAUAGAUCAACUGCAAGCUCCAGAAGAUGAGGCUUUGUCACUGCUUGCUGAUGUGGAAUCAGUUAUAACCUUUUAUUGCAAGUCUCGAAACAUCACAUUCAUGGAGAACCUUGGCUGGCCAGAUCUAGUGAAACCUCUCCUCUGCCUGCGACUACCACGAAGUGACCUCUAUAACUGCUUCUAUGCUAUCAUGAGUAAAUACAUUCCCAGAGACUGUAUCCGCAAUGGACGUCCCUUCCACUUAUUUCGCCUUUUGUUGCAGUACCACGAGCCUGAACUCUGUUCCUAUCUGGACACCAAGAAGAUCACACCGGACUCCUAUUCCCUUUGUUGGCUGGGGAGCUUGUUUACAUCUUGCUCUUCACCAGAGGUGACUCAGGCCAUGUGGGAUGUGUAUUUUCAACAAGCCGAUCCAUUCCUUAUCUUCUUCUUAAUGCUCAUCAUUCUCGUCAAUGCAAAGGAGAGCAUCUUGACACAGGAAUAUAACAGCAAAGAGGAUCUCAUUAAUGUGCUUGAGACAUCACCAGCCCACUUGGAAGUGGAAGAUAUUGAAGAUCUGUUCGCUUUAGCACACUACUAUUACAGCAAAACCCCACUUUCUUUAAGAAAGGAUAACCAAAAUCUAUUUGGAAGCAGUCUGGUAGCACUGAAAGAUGAAGAUAUGGAUCUGAGUCAAGCCCUCUGCCUUCCAAUAUCUGUGCCAGAGAUUCUCCAGGCCAAUCAGCAACUGGGGGAUGGUGUGAGAUUCUUUGUGGUUGAUUGCAGACCUGCUGAGCAGUAUAAUGCCGGACAUCUUUCAACAGCCUUCCACUUGGACUCUGAUCUUAUGCUGCAGAACCCAACAGAGUUUGCUCUAUCAGUCAAGACUUUGCUAGAGGCCCAGAAACAAUCUAUUGAGUCAGGGUCCAUUGCCAGUGGGGAGCACCUUUGUUUCAUGGGCAGCGGCCGUGAAGAGGAGGAUAUGUACAUGAACAUGGUUCUGGCACACUUUUUACAGAAAAAUAAGGAGUAUGUCAGCAUUUGCAAAGGAGGGUUUAUGGCACUCCAACAGCACCUGGCUGAUAUCAAUGUGGAUGGACCAGACAAUGUUUAUGUACACUGGAUUGUCAGUACUUCUGGUUCUAGAGGCAGCAUCAGCUCCUCUGCCGAUAGUGAAUCCUUAAACAGCUUGGUUGAUGGUAAAGGGGUCAAGUCCCUGGUCAACAAAAUGACUUUUGCUCUCAAGUCUAAGUCUGUUAAUGUCAAGGAACGAGUAAUCAGCUUUAUUGAGAACACAUCUACACCUGUUGACAGAAUAUCUUUCAAUCUGCCAUGGCCAGAAAAGAUGAUCCCUGAUAGGCACGUUAGCAGUACUGAUCGAGUUGGAAAGCCAUACCGGGGAGUAAAACCAGUCUUUAGCAUUGGUGAUGAGGAGGAGUAUGACACAGAUGAAAUUGACAGCUCUUCCAUGUCAGACGAUGAUCGCAAAGAGAUAGUCAACAUCCAGACAUGGAUAAACAAACCAGAUGUUAAACACCAUAUUCCUUGCAAUGAGGUGAAGGAGACUGGGCACAUGUUUCCCAGCCAUCUUUUGGUGACAGCCACGCACAUGUACUGCUUACGUGAGAUUCCCUCUCGAAAGGGAUUUGCUUAUAUCCAGUCACGGCAGGCACUUAACUCAGUAGUGAAGAUCACAUCAAAGAAAAAACAUCCUGAACUGAUUACAUUCAAAUAUGGGAACAGCAGUGCUUCUGGUGUGGAGGUGCUGGCCGUGGAAAGGUAUUUGAUACCAAAUGCAGGAGAAGCCACAAAAGCUAUUAAACAGCAAAUUGUGAAGGUCCUGGAUGCCCUGGAGAGCUGAUAGAUGGAGGGAUGCCAUAUAUAGCAAAACUGCUAAUCUUUUAAGGACCAAUGGCAGACCGCAUUGCAUAAUGGAUUGAAACUGCCAAGGGAAUCACCAUUCCCACUCCUUUCCAACCUAUAAGAAGAACACUUCUGCCUGCCUGCUGCCCAGAGAGGUUUGGAGUUCCAGUGUUGCAGGAAACCGUUGUGGUGGGAAGUUGGAUAUAAAGUUAUAUGAAUUACUCUUUUGCUUUAAAAAAAAAAAAAAGUUUUUUUUUUUUUU